This is a messenger RNA of Labeo rohita (rohu), 5050 nucleotides long. RefSeq names its product shootin 3 (gene shtn3). NCBI's taxonomy places the organism in Eukaryota, Metazoa, Chordata, Actinopteri, Cypriniformes, Cyprinidae. The record is from RefSeq and is a predicted model, not a curated record. The transcript has 18 exons. The coding region runs from base 45 to 2024 and encodes 659 amino acids.
CGGGGUGGUACACUGACUGGCUGAGUCUGCCGUGAGGAGGGGAGAUGGAUGCGACGCCGCUGUCUACCGGCUGUGUGAAUGAGAUGGAGGCCGGUGGAGAUGAAGAGGGAGAGGCUCGGGAGGAGAGCAAGGAGGUGAGAGAUGAUUGCCAGAGACUCACUGCAGAGAGAGAUGAGGCUGAAAGGCAACUCAAGCACAUUAAACGGGUUUCCCAAAUGGUGAUCGAGGAGGUAAACGUGUUACAGACCCAGCUUGAGAUUGAGAAAUCGUGCCGGGAAAAUGCAGAGGCUCUGGCAACCAAGCUGAACUGUGAGAACAGGAAGCUGAAGUAUUUGAGCUUGUCAUCACGGCCGUGUCUGGACGAGCUGCUGCCAAGUAUUUCUGACUGCAUUUCUCUGGAAGAAGAGGCUGACCCACAAGAUCCUGGCUCUGAUCCUUUCUCACAGUAUAAGCAGCAGGUCAAAGAUCUCCAAGAAACCGUGAGUUCUUUGCUGGAGGAGAAGAAGCAGCUGACUUGUCAGCUGCAAGAUCAGCAGAGGCAGAUUGAGGAGUUGACGGCACUCACUGAAAAGGAGCAGGCUGAGAUGAAGGAGCUUUAUAAAACCAUUGAGCAGCAAAGCAAGACCAUUAAGAGGUUCAACAGGGUGUCUAUGAUGGCCACUCACGAGUAUGAAAACAUGAAGGAGCAGCUGGAUUUGGAACAGAGCCUCAGGCAGAAAGCAGAGACCUACGCACAUGAGAUGAUGGUGAAACAGAAAGAAGCAAACAGACAGAGCAUGAUUCUGCUGCAGCAGGCAGAUCCCAGCAUUCAGCUGCUGAAAGCUUUAGAAGAUGUGGCUAAUGUGACCAAAACAUUAGAAGAAGAGAGAAUACAGCACCAAGAGAAGGUUAAAGCUCUAGAGACUGAACUGGACGAAUGUGCUUUACGUAAGCAGCUAGUUCAACUGCAAAGACAACUUGAGAUAUUAGACGAAGAGAAGAAAGAGACCGAGGGACGACUGCAGGAGGAAGAGAAGAGAAACACUCUUUUGGAACAGAAAGUUAAAGAGCUGCAGGAGGAGAGGAAGAGCUGCGCUUCAGCAUCAGGCCCCUCGCCUGGGACUGCUCCUCCCCCGGCCCCUCCUCCUCAACCACCACCCCCUCCCCCGCCGCCUCCUCCUCCACCUCCCCCGCCUCCUCCCUCCCGCUGCAACCCCCUCAGCUCUCUCAUUGCCAUUAUGAGGAAAUCGUCCAAGGGAGGUAAAGGAACCCCCAAACUAGAGCAAGCCCCAGUGAAUGAAGCCGUGGACGAUGUCAAAGUCAAAGCUGUCAAUGAAAUGAUGGAGAGAAUUAAACACGGUGUGGUUCUCAGGCCUGUCAAGAGUCAGGACACUAAGAGAUUUGGCACAAAGCAGCCGAGCCCAGUGGCAGCAGCAGCAGCGGCAGCAGCGGUGGAGGAAAAGCACCAGGAAAGUGCAAUGGAAGAGCUGAAAGGCAUUCUGGAGACGGUAAAGAAGAGUCCCAGUCGUGGUUUCCAGGAAGUAGUUCAUGCUAAAAAGGACAGUGAACUGGAAGUAAUUCUGAGGAGAAGACGCAAACAGGCCUGUGAUCCGGACAAAGAAGAUGAUGGGCAGCUCAGUAAAGUUUCCUCAUCAAACAGCCUGAACGGCCGACACAGUUCUGACUCUGGCAAAGACACAGAAGGGCCGGGCACCAGCUCUCUGUCGGGCAGUGAGCGCGGAUCAAGAACCAGCUCAGACUCGGGCCGAGAGCCAGCCGUGGCUCGACAGAGCUCAGACUCUGGCAUGGAGUCCAAAGGAGCGGCUCAGACAGACAGCGUCUGCAGAUCUCUCUCUGAGAAAGAGCCGGCUGAGCCAGUGACCAACGGGUGCUGUUCAGGUGAAAUGAAGGAUGGCAAUCCAGAGAAGUGGGCAGGGCCCAACGGGAUCGGCCAUACGGAUGCAAGCGAUGACCUGCAAACUACCAUCAGCUCCUCUGCACAAAGCCCCAAUGCAGCAAACGGUAGCACAGAUGCCGAGUGUUAACGGCAAGCGGCGCUGCAAGGACAGCUGCAUUAUUUGCACAAAACCAUGCUUUCUAAAUUUGUUUAUUCCAAAUUCAAAACCAACCGUUCAUAUUUAAAAUAAAUAUAGAAAGAUCAUUUCAUCAUUUGCAGCUUGAAAAAAAGAAAAACUUUUACCGGACAACACGUUUUUCCUUUCAGUGUAAAUGUACUGUACCAAUAAACACAGGGUGUUUAGACAUUAGAGACAUCAAACGCUUCAGAUUCAUUCUGCACAGUAGUUGAUAUUAGAUUCAUCUUGGAUUCAUAGAUUCAACAUCUGAGUCAAUUUUCCCUAAGAAUGCAAGCAAGGAAACUUUAAUGAUGAAGAGUGUGAUUUCUGUGCCACUAGCAGCAGAAUUUAAGCAAACUGUCUCAGCGUUUUUUCUCCACACAAUGAAAGUCAAUGGGGUCCAAAACAUCACUAGACUUUUUUGUUUCACAGAACAAAUCCCUCAAACUAUCCCUUAUAGGUAAAUGCAUUUUGCAUGCUAACCAGUCAAACCUUGAUGCCUUGGGCCCAAGUUUAGGUCAGGACUACUUGACAAAUGCUGUUGGUGGCACAGAAUAUACUUCAGAUUCAAUGCAAAGCAGUAAAACAAUCCUGACACAAUCACUGCACUGCACAUCAUGGCACCUUUGCUGUUACAAAAAGGUCCUAAGUGUGGACUAGACUAUCCAAAUUAAUCAAGAGAUGCAAUUAUAAGCCAUUCAAGCGAUUCUUUCCUUAAAGAGGAACUGUUGUGGUCUGUUCUGUCUACCUCUUAAGACACACUCACCUCUUUGGGAUCCAAAUCGUACAUCUUAGAUCUUAUGAAAAUGAAUACCAUCAAACCAUGGAGGGCUACGCACUCAUGUCUUCCACCCAUUUUCAAAACUUUGCACUGCAUGAAUGCACUGUAGAAAAGUUUGGCUUUGAUCAACAGUUGCGUCUUGAUUAGAUCCGCUCACUAAUGCUGAGCUGUUCCAAUGCAAUAUCAUCUGCGAAUUGUAAUAUUGUGCAGGAUCAGGCUGCCUUUAAUAACUGCGAAUAUUUGCCUUGUGACUCCUCUUGACUCGAAGUGGAUCAUGUUAAUGGUACGAAUAUUAAUGGGACUGUACACUUAAAAUUUUUUCACAAGUUUUAAUUAAAAACUUAAGUUCAGCAGCUGCCUUAAAAUUUUAAGUUAAAUCAACUUUAAACUACAAGUAAUUUCAACUCACUACAAUAAAAUGAAAUUACUUUUGUACUUUUAAAGGAGAAGUCCCCUUCCAGAACAAAAAUUGACAGAUAAUGUGCUCACCCCUUGUCAUCCAAGAUGUUCAUGUCUUUCUUUCUUCAGCCAUAAAGAAAUUGUUUUUUGAGGCAAACAUUUCAGGAUUUUUCUCCAUAUAAUGGACUGAUAUGGUGCCCUGAUUUUGAACUUCCAAAAUGCAUUUUAAAUGCGGCCUCAAACGAUCACAAAUGCGGUCGUAAACGAUCCCAGCCGAAGAAGAAGGGUCUUAUCUAGUGAAACAAUCAGUUAUUUUCAUAAAAAUAUACAAUUUAUAUACUUUUUAAUGUCAAACGCUCGUCUUGUUUCGCUCUCCCUGGACUGUUUUUGUUCCGGUUCAUGACAGUUAGGGUAUGUCGAAAAACUCAUGAACAUCUCAUGUUCUCCUUCAACUUCGAAAUCGUCCUGUAUCUCUGUUUUACCUUUUUUGUUAAGGGUAUUUGAUCUUCUUUGCACGUUCACUUUGCAAAGACUGGGUUGGUACUUCUGCAGUGAUGUAGGAUGAGUUUGAAAUAAUUUUUAAAGUUGAGGGAGAAAAUAUGAUUGGAGUUUUUCGACAUACCCUAACUGUCUUGAGUCAGAAAACACAGAGUUCAGGGAGAGCAAGACAAGAGGAGUGUUUGACAUUAAAAAGUAUUUAAAUUGUAUCUUUUUAAUGAAAAUAACCAAUCGUUUCGGUAGAUAAGACCCUUCUUUCUUGGUUGGAAUUGUGUACAACCGCAUUUGGGAUCGUUUGAAGCUGCAUUUAAACUCCAUUUUGAAAGUUCAAAAUCCCUUAAAAAACAUAAUUUCUUUAAAGCUGAAGAAAGAAAGACAUGAACAUCUUGGAUGACAAGGGGUUGAGUAGAUUAUCUGUCAAUUUUUGUUCUGGAAGUGGACUUUUCCUUAAGUUGAUUUAACUUUAAAAUUUUAAGGUAGCCGCUGAACUUAAGUUUUUAAGUUGAAACUGGUGAAAACUUUUUACAGUGUAGGGUUCUGGCCAUCUCAGUUGUCCUGGUCUUAUUGCCCAGUUAACAGAGAAUGUUCUUAGAACGUUGGUUAAUGUUCUGUCAAAGUUAUGAACAGAUGUUCUUUCAGUAACAUUAAUAGAAUGUUCAAUGUUAUCUUGUCUUUAAUAAAGUUCUGAAAAUGUUAGAACAAAAAACGUUAUGUACACAUCAUUCAUGAAAUGUUUUUUUAGUUUUAGUUGGAUUUUCACCUGUGUUUUGCUACUUACUUGUUUCAAAGAACAUUUAAAGUUAAGAGAACAUUCAAAAAUAACAUUUUCACAACUCAAUGUGAAUGCUAGCAAAACGUUCUUAGAAUAUAUUUAUGUUAACUGGGCGGCAACUGCAAUAAUAUUUGACACGGCCGAUAAAUUAUGGUUGCAAUUAUGUAUCACUUGUCAGAAAAUCUGAAUUGUUUUAUUAUAUAUUCUUGUUUUCACUCUGUCGUCACAAGUGAUUCUAAUAACCCACGUUGACGUGACUCAUUUACACUCUUUUUUAAUGUAGGAGACUUGUUUAAAUUGCUCCUUGAUUUCUCACCACUUCUGGAAUGUGUUUUGGCCUUACUGUAUGCACCACUUCUUCCUUUUCAGCCUUAUUGGAGUGUAGGCUUGAUUUUGUAUAAGAACUCUGAGAGGUGAUUGAUCUGACUUGUGAUCUUGAAAUGAGUGUGUUUUGAAGCUUAUACUGAGUGUACCUGUUUUUAUUUAAAUCGGAAUCUCCCUCUUCAACAUACCUUUUAAACAACUGAAUAAACUUAUGAAGAAAUA